AGGACAAAGGGAGGGAUGGGGUAUAAAAAGGACAGCACUGAUGAGGGGGGGACGAAUCAAGCUGAAAAUAUUUUGGGACAACCACGCAGGAUACUUUUCCAAGCUUUGCAGAUCAUGGCAGACUACGAUAUGAUCCUGAAACACUGGGGUCCAGUGGAAGCGGAUUACUCCACUUAUGGAAACUUGGUUCUGACCCGCCUGUUUACCGAGCACCCAGAAACCCAGAAACUGUUCCCCAAGUUUGUCAGCAUCCCUCACGGCGACCUGGCRGGCAACGCAGCCGUCUCUGCCCAUGGAGCCACCGUGCUGAAGAAGCUGGGCGAGCUGCUGAAGGCCAAGGGCAACCAUGCUGCCAUCCUCAAACCUCUGUCCAACAGCCACGCCACCAAGCACAAGAUCCCGAUCAACAACUUCAGGCUGAUUUCCGAGGUGAUCGUUAAAGUGAUGGCAGAGAAGGCAGGGCUGGAUGGCGCCGGCCAGCAGGCCCUGAGGAGCGUCAUGGCUGUGGUUAUUGCUGACAUGGACGCCAAUUACAAAGAGUUGGGCUAUGCCGGAUAAACACCGAGGUCAAGAGUCCUGCUUGGAUUUUUCCAGAACCAGAUAAUCUUUGAUUUGCAAGGGCUUUUUUUCCCCUCAAAAACACCUCUCUUUAUAAGUAAUCAAACUGCUGAUGAUAGUUAUCUUAUACUAAAGAGUCACCUUAGGUUCAACACACUUGUUUUAUAAGCAGGAUUAGAGCGCUCAUCUGUAUCAAAUCAAAGACACCAUCAUGAUUUACAAAAAUAUCAGCUGAAUUCUUUACUUUAAUUCAUUGUCUGAUUUUACUAAUAAAACUGUUGCUGUUUACUGCUCUUUA
Austrofundulus limnaeus is the source of this 856-nucleotide messenger RNA. It is a transcript of the gene mb, whose product is annotated as myoglobin. The coding region runs from base 16 to 558 and encodes 180 amino acids. Gene Ontology annotation, cellular component: extracellular exosome. Gene Ontology annotation, molecular function: heme binding; oxygen binding. Gene Ontology annotation, biological process: oxygen transport. The transcript has 4 exons. NCBI's taxonomy places the organism in Eukaryota, Metazoa, Chordata, Actinopteri, Cyprinodontiformes, Rivulidae. The record is from RefSeq and is a predicted model, not a curated record.